Messenger RNA from Rhea pennata, 1031 nucleotides. RefSeq names its product post-GPI attachment to proteins 2 (gene PGAP2). The transcript has 6 exons. The record is from RefSeq and is a predicted model, not a curated record. Lineage: Eukaryota; Metazoa; Chordata; Aves; Rheiformes; Rheidae. Bases 97 to 861 code for a protein of 254 amino acids. Gene Ontology annotation, cellular component: endoplasmic reticulum membrane; Golgi membrane. Gene Ontology annotation, biological process: GPI anchor biosynthetic process.
AGGAGGAGGAGGCCGAGGCCGAGGCCGAGGAGGGGCGGCGGGGAGGACAUGGGGGAGCGCGGCGGGGACUGAGCCGCGCCGGGCCGGUCCGUCAACAUGUUACAGGUUCCGCUGCCCCUGGACCGCGACGGGAUCCUGUUCCGGCUCCGUUUUACCACGCUGGCCGUUGGGACUGUGUUCUGCCCGCUGUUCGGUUUCCUCUUCUGCGUGAUCUGGUCUCUGCUGUUCCAUUUCCAGGAGACGACAGCGACCCACUGCGGGGUCCCCAACUACCUUCCCUCCAUCAGCGCCGCCAUCGGGGGCGAGACCCCUCAGCGUUACGUCUGGCGGCUCUGCAUCGGCCUCCACUCGGCGCCCCGCUUCCUCGUGGCGGUCGCGUACUGGAACCACUACCAGAGCUGCCACUGCACGCACCCGCGCUACCCGCGGCUCUGCCACUUCAACCUGCUGCUCAACCUGCUCGAAAACUUCGCUCUCCUCGUCCUGACCUACGUGUCCUCGUCUGAAAACUAUGCAAUCCACGAAAAUGCCUUCAUCGUCUUCAUCGCGUCGGCUCUGGGCCACAUGCUGCUGACGUGCAUCCUGUGGAGGAUGACUAAGAAACACGCGAUAAGUCCGCAGGAGCACAGGUCCUACAAGUGGAAGCAGCUGCUCUUCUUCUUCACCUUCCUCACCUUCGCCUUCGCCGCCUGCGUCUACUUCCACCACAACUGGUACUGCGGCCCCGGAGUGUACACGGUGUUUGCCUUCCUGGAGUACCUGGUGGUGCUGGCCAACAUGGCCUUCCACAUGACGGCCGCCUGGGACUUCGGCGACCGGGAGCUGCUCGUGAGCCCCGCCGCGCAGCACAAGCACCGGUAGCGCGGGGCCGCGGGGCUCGCUCCGCCGCCGGGACCCCCCGCGAGCCCCCCGGCAGCGCCGAGCCGCACCGGCGCUGCCCGCGGCGCGCAGCCCCCCGGCGCCCGCCCCGGAGCGGAGCGGAGCGGAGGCGCGGGAUCCCGGCGGGAAUAAAGCACGGAGUAUUUUUGUGA